Molecule: messenger RNA, 1559 nt
Organism: Helianthus annuus (common sunflower)
Lineage: Eukaryota; Viridiplantae; Streptophyta; Magnoliopsida; Asterales; Asteraceae
Product: glutathione S-transferase T3-like
Exons: 2
Coding region: 561-1511 (316 amino acids)
Source: RefSeq, a predicted model, not a curated record
GUAUGGGGCCGGCUGAGGCCCGGCUAGGACCGGCGCCGGUCCCUCUCACCGCCCUCCUCCCUUUAGUUCCGUCGUCCUCAACAACCCACAGCCGAAUUUGCCGCCCCACUUUCAAAAUUAUAUCCGUUAUUCAAAGGAUACUUUAAUAAAAAAAAAUUACCUUUUUCACUUUAAAUAUUUAUCAACUUCAUCCAUUUUUUUAUAUCAUUCACAUCCAUUUCUCCCAAUCUUCUCCUACUAUCAUCCAUUUUUAUAAAAAACACUCCCAUUUUUUUUUACCAUCAUGAAUCCAUUCAACCCAAACGACCCCAACCCGAACAAUCCUAACUUUUUUUCGAGUCCCGCUUACACUCCGACUAUGGAUCCUUCGUGGGGGUCUCCACCAUUUACAUUUUCGGGUUUCCAACAAUCACCUAACGCCUUCAAUCAAAUGUCCCAACUUCAACAAAUGCAACAAUACCAAGCAUACCAACAAUACAUGCAACGCAACUCGGUUCAACUUGAUCAAUUCCAAUCGCAACCGCCAACUUCGCAACCGCAACCCUCGGUUCAACUUGACGAUGAUGAUGAAGUCGUCCCCGAAUCGCCACCUAAAGAACUCAAGCGCAAAAAAAAAAACAGGGGGAAGGGGAAGGCCGUUGAAACCGAAUCCGACACCGCAAAAAAAAAACGGUUCGAGAGCAAAGGCGAGAACGUGGACAAAAGUAGAGGAGGAGGCGCUAGCAAUAGCGUAUCUUAAGGCCUCAACUUGCCCGAUUGUCGGAAACAAUCAAACGGGUUCUGGUUUUUGGAAGGCAUGUACGGAUAGAUUUAAUCACCAUGUGGGGGAAGGUGCGGCCUGUGAUCUCGAUUCCGUAUCGGGGAAGUGGUGGAAAAUGAACAAGUGCGUGAAUGAUUUUAUUGGGAUUUAUAACCCACUUUACAUCAAUCGUCCUAGUGGGAGUAGCGACGAAGACGUUCUUAACCUUGCGAUGGCUAAAUGGGAAACAAAAAAUCCGCCUUUCCCGCACCUCCGAGCAUGGAACGUUUUAAAGAAAGAACCUAAAUGGGCGCCGAUUCCAAAUGAGGUUGCAACCGCCAAACGGACUAAAACUUCCGAGUCCGGAAGUUAUAGUGCGGGAGGCUCCACCGCUCGUUGUCAAAUCGACAUAAACGACGAACCGGAAUAUGACGAGGAGCCCGUUCACGGGAUCGAAUGUCCCGGCGGAAGGGACAAAGCAAAAAAAGAGGCGGCCGCAAAGCGCAAAGGGGUCGGCUCGAGUGGAGGGGGCGGCUCAGGUGGAGGUGGCGGCUCGAAGGCGUCUUCGAAAAUGGACGAGUUAAUUUCCGAAUUCCGUUCAUUUAAAGACUUUGCGGCCAAAAAAUAUAGUCAUAAGAAAAACGUGUCGGCCGACUAUGCUCGAGCGGAGGAUUUUAGGAUAAUGAGGUUGGAUCUCGACUCGGUUCCGGAGGAUGAACGAGAGGUGUAUCGUAGGAUGAAGGAAGAGGUGAAGAAAAAAUGGACGUCGUAGGUUUUUUUUUUUAGGAAAUGUAAUUUUUUUUUAUUUUUCGGAAAUGUU